CUGCUGUAAAACGAAUGAAAUUAUUCGUUCAAGAUUCGUUCACGACUCGUUCGUUUUACUGUUCGAGAGUCAAAGAUCCGACUCACUAAAAAGAGUCGGUCUUCCCAUCACUAACACUGACUGAGUAGCGUGGAGUAGCUGGGAUUUACGCCACGGUCAGCCACGAAACGGUACGCGGACGGUAGCACAGAGAAGGACUUGACCUGGGUUGAUGCUGUCUCCAAGUCUGCCGCACACACUCUCUCCAACCAUUUCCGGAGAUAAGAGGGCGCCCUGAGUCAUCUGUAGUCAGUCAGUCACACAGACAGAGAGACAGGAAAGAGGAUUUUUUUUCACUGCUGCAGUGAUAUUUUUGAACGGAAAGGGACGCAUGCUUUUACUGCAGUUAGUAUCUGUCUAUACUCGCCCAGUGUGUGAGGUUCCGUUGCUCAUUCUCGGCUGUUUCUCCUUUUUAAAAUUAAUACACAUAGUUUUAAGUUGUAGCCGGUACAAGCAGCAGUAAAAGCACACAGAACUGUUCAGGGUACGACGGACUCGUCUGUGUGUCCGCCAUGGAGAACGCUCACAUGAAGAGUGUGGAAGAAGUUUACAGUUAUUUCUGCGUCAACGAGAGCACGGGACUUUCACUGGACGAGGUGAAGCGACAAAGGGAGAAAUGGGGCCUAAACGAGUUACCGGCUGAAGAAGGGAAGUCUUUAUGGGAGCUUGUCCUUGAACAGUUUGAAGAUUUACUUGUUCGAAUUCUUCUGUUGGAAGCAUGUAUAUCUUUUGUCCUGGCCUGGUUUGAAGAGGGUGAAGAAACAAUCACAGCGUUUGUGGAACCUUUUGUAAUCUUACUCAUUCUUAUAGCCAAUGCCAUCGUCGGUGUGUGGCAGGUGAGGGGAAAAAAAAACCCUUUGUACUUUAAUCUUACUCCCCAUCACAGCCUCUCUGGGUUACUGUGGCCCUCCUUUUGA
This is a messenger RNA of Cynoglossus semilaevis (tongue sole), 956 nucleotides long. RefSeq names its product sarcoplasmic/endoplasmic reticulum calcium ATPase 2. The record is from RefSeq and is a predicted model, not a curated record. The transcript has 5 exons. Lineage: Eukaryota; Metazoa; Chordata; Actinopteri; Pleuronectiformes; Cynoglossidae. Bases 552 to 956 code for a protein of 134 amino acids.